AUGCGCGCAGCAGCGCCCGAGCGCAAGAGGCCUGAAAGCGGAGCCCAUGAUCCGCUCAAGCAGACCCAGCGUGCACUGGCCGAAGCGCAGAAAACGAUUGCUGAGCAGCAGCAGCGUGAGAAGGAGCUCAAGAAGCUGCUCGAGCUCCAGAGCCUCGUCGAAAGUGGUGACGGCACCAACGCGCUUCUCGAAGCCAAGACGCAGGCACUCAACAACAUUCACUCGCAAAAAGUCCGGUCGUUAAUGAAGUCGAUUCACCAACUGCAAGAGCAAGUGAGUGUCAUGAAGGCCCAAGACAACGAACACCGCCGGUCCGCGCUCAUUCAGAGCUUGCGCAAGAAGCAGCGCGAGCAAGAUUUGCUCAUCGACGUCCUCAAGGAGGCGCUCGCGACCAAAGCCCCCGAGUUCCAAGACUCUGGCCCCAAACGAUUCCGGCCCAAGACCCGCGAAGAGCUCGAGCUCGAGUUUCUCGAUCUCGAUAAAAAGUACAAGCGCGUCGUGCAGAGCCUCAAGUCGACCAAAGCGGCAAUGGCCUCCAACGCCAAAGAAGAAGAAGCGUCGCCGCAAGACAAUCGCGACGCCCACGAGGACGACGACGAGGCAAAGUCGAUUGCAGCCAACGACGCGGAAGCCGUCAAGACCCUUCAGGAAGAAGUGGACCGGCUUCGCAUUGCUAUCGCGUCCAAAGAUGUCAACCUCCAAGCGCAGCUAACCGAGAUCGAGACGCUGCAGCGGCAGCUCGCACAGCUCACGGCCAUUCAAGACAAGUGUGAUCGGGCCAAGCAAAAGUACGCAGCGAGCAAGGAGGCGCUCGGAAAGAUCGAACACGAUUCGAUCCAGCUCAUCCAGCAAAAGGAAAAAGAGAGCGAGGCGCGCGCGCAAGCGGAAGCGGAGCUCGCAUUUUUCAAAGAGGCCCACGCCAACGACGUGGCGCAGAGCGAUCGCGAAAAGCUCGACCUCCUCGAACGCAUCAAGGCCAUGCACGCGCACGAAAUCGACCUCCAAACGCAGCUCGAAGACCAGCAAAAAAAGUGGUGUCUCGACCGGUCCAACCUCCAUGCGCAGCUACGUGCGUUCGAAAAGCAGCUGCAAGCCGCACACGACGAAGCGCAGGCGGCCCGCGCAGCCACCGACACGAUGCUGCAGGCCAAGGAGUCCAUGUCGCAAAAGAUUGUCGAAUUGAACGACGCGCUUGCCGCGGCGACGGCGGCUCAGGCCGUCGUCACGCCAUCCUCUGCGCCAGGGCCAAGUGCGCAAGAAUUGGCCGUGCAGCACGUCACGUGGCAGCAAGCGAUCGAUGAGCGCGAUCUCAAACUCCGGGCACUCGACAAACAGGUUUUGGCCGCCAAGCUCUUGGCGCGCCAGAGCAAGAAGGAAAAAGAGCAGCUACUGCAGCAGAUCGACAAGCUUCGCACGUUGCUGGCCGACGCUGCACCCAAAACCGACGCGUCCGCGCUUCUCUCUCAGCUCAAGGCGCCGACCUCUUCAACCGACGCGAGUGGUAUGUAAGGGCGCAUGGCAUCCUUUCGUUAAGCCUACUACACAAAGAGCAUGUUUGUGGGCGCG
This is a messenger RNA of Saprolegnia parasitica CBS 223.65, 1566 nucleotides long. RefSeq lists its product as hypothetical. The record is from RefSeq and is a predicted model, not a curated record. NCBI's taxonomy places the organism in Eukaryota, Oomycota, Saprolegniomycetes, Saprolegniales, Saprolegniaceae. Bases 1 to 1509 code for a protein of 502 amino acids. The transcript is spliced from 10 exons.